Molecule: messenger RNA, 381 nt
Organism: Emiliania huxleyi CCMP1516
Lineage: Eukaryota; Haptophyta; Isochrysidales; Noelaerhabdaceae
Exons: 1
Coding region: 1-381 (126 amino acids)
Source: RefSeq, a predicted model, not a curated record
AUGCCAGUCUCGACCUUAGGGCGAUCUGUCCUCACCGUGGGCUGCUCCGCGGUCUACAUGUACCACGUCUAUUCGAACAUGCCUGAGGAGCGGCAGGCGGCGAUCCAGGAGGCUGGCUGGAAAACUGUCGGCUCAUUCACCGACGACCCUUACGGCAGCACCGAGCGCCUCGUGAAACGGGUCGGGGGAGGGCUUGGCCAGCAGGAGGCCUCGCUUAUCUUUGCCUGUGUCUGCUGCAAGAUCCUCGCCGUGAUCUUCCGUCGGAAGCACGAGCGCUCUCUGGCGGCGGAAGAACAGCCCGCAGAGGAAGAGGAGGCCGAAAAGCCAGCGGCCGGCAGGCGGCCAAAGAAGGGGAAGGCGAAGGAUGCGAAGAGCUCCUAG